AUGGCGAGCUCCGUGGGGAACGUGGCUGACAGCACAGAACCGACAAAACGUAUUCUUUCCUUCCAAGGGUUGGCUGAGCUGGCACAUCGGGAAUAUCAGUCAGGGGACUUUGAAGCAGCAGAGCGCCAUUGCAUGCAGCUAUGGCGUCAAGAACCUGAUAACACAGGCGUGCUGCUGCUCCUGUCUUCCAUUCACUUCCAGUGCCGAAGACUUGACAGAUCUGCUCACUUCAGCACGUUGGCUAUCAAACAGAACCCAAUGCUGGCUGAGGCGUACUCCAACCUGGGGAAUGUGUACAAGGAGCGUGGGCAACUGCAGGAAGCCAUUGAACAUUAUCGUCAUGCUCUGCGACUAAAGCCUGACUUCAUCGACGGAUACAUCAAUUUGGCAGCAGCUCUAGUCGCUGCAGGGGAUAUGGAAGGAGCGGUGCAGGCUUAUGUGUCUGCAUUACAGUAUAACCCUGAUCUAUACUGUGUUCGUAGUGACUUGGGAAACUUGCUUAAGGCGCUCGGGCGCUUGGAAGAGGCCAAGGCUUGCUACCUGAAAGCCAUUGAAACACAGCCCAACUUCGCAGUGGCAUGGAGCAACCUUGGCUGUGUGUUCAAUGCCCAGGGGGAAAUAUGGCUGGCCAUACACCAUUUUGAAAAGGCUGUGACACUGGAUCCAAAUUUCCUUGAUGCAUACAUCAAUUUAGGAAAUGUCUUGAAGGAAGCCCGAAUCUUUGACAGAGCUGUGGCUGGAUAUUUGAGAGCUUUGAGUCUUAGUCCUAACCAUGCAGUUGUUCAUGGAAACCUGGCUUGUGUCUACUAUGAGCAAGGCCUUAUUGACCUUGCUAUUGACACCUACCGUCGAGCUAUUGAACUGCAGCCACACUUUCCAGAUGCCUACUGCAAUUUGGCAAAUGCCCUAAAGGAGAAAGGCAAUGUGUCCGAGGCAGAAGAGUGCUACAACACAGCUUUACGCUUGUGCCCAACACACGCUGACUCCCUUAACAAUCUAGCUAAUAUCAAACGUGAACAAGGCAACAUUGAGGAGGCAGUUCAGCUUUAUAGGAAGGCCCUAGAGGUGUUCCCAGAGUUUGCUGCAGCUCACUCCAACUUGGCCAGUGUCUUACAACAGCAGGGCAAACUUCAGGAAGCCCUCAUGCACUACAAGGAGGCCAUCAGAAUUAGCCCCACAUUUGCAGAUGCUUACUCAAACAUGGGCAACACAUUGAAGGAAAUGCAAGAUGUUCAAGGAGCCCUCCAGUGCUACACACGUGCCAUCCAAAUCAAUCCUGCUUUUGCAGAUGCUCACAGCAAUUUGGCGUCAAUACACAAAGAUUCUGGGAACAUCCCAGAGGCCAUUGCAUCUUACCGCACCGCCUUGAAACUCAAGCCUGAUUUCCCUGAUGCUUACUGUAACCUUGCACAUUGCUUACAGAUUGUGUGUGAUUGGACAGAUUAUGAUGACAGGAUGAAAAAAUUAGUGAGCAUUGUUGCUGACCAGCUGGAGAAAAACCGUUUACCAUCAGUACAUCCUCACCACAGUAUGUUGUACCCGCUCUCCCACGCAUUUCGCAAGGCCAUUGCUGAGCGCCAUGGAAACCUCUGCCUUGACAAGAUCAAUGCUUUGCACAAACCUGCCUACGAGCAUCCAAAAGAUCUGACAGCCAGCGGUGGGCGUCUGCGUGUUGGCUAUGUCAGCUCAGACUUUGGAAACCACCCGACUUCUCAUUUGAUGCAAUCUAUUCCUGGGAUGCAUAAUUCUGAGAAAUUUGAAGUGUUUUGCUAUGCCCUGAGCCCUGAUGACAGUACAAAUUUCAGAGUAAAAGUGGUGGCAGAGGCUCAUAAUUUCACAGACCUAUCUCAGAUUCCUUGCAAUGGCAAAGCAGCUGAUCGCAUUCACCAGGAUGGAGUCCACAUUCUGAUUAACAUGAAUGGCUACACCAAAGGGGCCAGAAAUGAGCUGUUCGCCCUACGCCCAGCACCUAUUCAGGCGAUGUGGCUAGGUUACCCUGGAACCAGUGGUGCUCCCUUCAUGGACUAUAUCAUCACCGACAAGGAAACUUCACCUGGGGAAGUAGUUGAGCAAUAUUCUGAGAAGGUUGCAUACAUGCCUCAUACCUUCUUCAUUGGAGAUCAUGCCAACAUGUUUCCUCAUCUAAAGAAAAAGGCAGUGAUUGAUUUCAAAUCAAAUGGACACAUCUUUGACAACCGAAUUGUUCUCAACGGUAUUGAUCUGAAAGCCUUCUUGGACAGUCUGCCAGAUGUUAAAGUGAUAAAGAUGAAAUGUGACAACAAUCAGGAACCUGCUACAGACACAAAUGGAGCUUUGUCAAUGCCUGUGAUCCCCAUGAACACAGCUGCUGAGGCAAUCAUCAACAUGAUCAACCAAGGCCAAAUACAAGUCACCAUCAACAGCUUUACUGUCAGCAAUGGCCUUGCUACCACACAGAUCAAUAAUAAAGCUGCCACUGGCGAGGAGGUGCCACGCACAAUUGUUGUGACAACGCGAUCCCAGUAUGGUCUUCCAGAGGACUCCAUUGUUUACUGUAAUUUCAACCAACUCUACAAGAUUGACCCACCAACCCUCCAAAUGUGGGCCAAUAUCCUAAAACGUGUGCAGAACAGUGUCUUGUGGCUCCUUCGGUUCCCCGCGGUGGGUGAGCCCAACAUCCAGCAGUAUGCUCAGAACAUGGGCCUACCUAGUUCUCGCAUCAUCUUCUCUCCUGUGGCCCCCAAAGAAGAGCAUGUAAGGAGGGGUCAGCUAGCUGACGUGUGCUUAGACACACCUCUAUGCAACGGUCACACCACAGGCAUGGAUGUCUUGUGGGCUGGGACACCCAUGGUCACAAUGCCAGGUGAAACUCUUGCUUCACGAGUAGCAGCUUCACAACUUAGCUGCCUUGGCUGUCCAGAACUCAUCGCUCAUAGUCGACAGGAGUAUGAAGACAUAGCGGUCAAGCUGGGCUCUGACAUGGAAUACCUAAAGAUGAUCCGGGCACGUGUUUGGAAGCAGCGUAUCUGCAGUCCUCUCUUCAACACCAAGCAGUACACGAUGGACCUGGAAAAACUUUACUUGCAGAUGUGGGAGCACCACAGCAACGGCAACAAACCUGAAAACAUGUUUAAAGUCCACACUGUAGAAAGCAGUGACAGUGCCUGA
Messenger RNA from Nerophis lumbriciformis (worm pipefish), 3147 nucleotides. The record is from RefSeq and is a predicted model, not a curated record. NCBI's taxonomy places the organism in Eukaryota, Metazoa, Chordata, Actinopteri, Syngnathiformes, Syngnathidae.